CAAUACCCAUCAACCAAAAUAAAAAUGAUUCACAUUUUCUUAAUCCUUUGCUCUCUCUUCACCUUCUCCACUCAUGCUGCAGUCCAAGACUUUUGUGUCGCGGACCUGAAAGGCCCGGAAAGCCCUGCUGGUUACUCUUGCAUACCGGCCGCCAAAGUCAUAGUGGAUGACUUUGUGUCUACAAGCCUACGCGGUGCAGGGAACACUUCCAACAUCAUCAAAGCAGCUGUUUCUCCAGCAUUUGCUGCCCAAUUUCCUGGUGUGAAUGGCCUCGGUAUCUCCAUUGCAAGAUUGGACCUAUCCCCUGGUGGAGUGAUUCCAAUGCACACACAUCCAGGUGGUUCCGAGCUCUUGCUGGUGACACAAGGGUUUAUUAAGGCUGGUUUUAUCUCCUCAGCUAAUACAGUUUACGUGAAGACCUUAAAGAAGGGUGAUAUCAUGGUAUUCCCACAAGGGUUGUUGCAUUUCCAAGUGAAUGCUGGUGGGGUUACAGCAGUUGGAUUUGCGAGCUUCAGUAGCGCGUCACCAGGCCUACAAAUUACCGAUUUUGCAUUGUUUGCAAAUGACUUACCAUCAUCAUUGGUGGAGAUGACUACUUUCCUUGAUGAUGCUACAGUGAAGAAGCUCAAAUCUGUUCUUGGUGGAACUGGCUAGUCCUCCUAAUUUUCAUGUGCACACCAUUCUUUUGUGUUAUUACCAGUCUUUUCGUGUUUUAGAGUACUGUCGUCAUUAACCUGAUGAUGACAGCAUUCUACGUUUGUUUUGAACUUUAGGACAUCAGGCAAGGAUUCAUGCAAGUCAAACCCCAAGUAAUUGGGACUAUGUUGGUCUUAAGUGUUCUUUGCUAGUUUGAUGUUAUGCUGUUGUUUCAAUUCCAGUUUCCAAUUUGUUGAUACUGUUUUCUGGAUUGAUGUGAAAAGGGCCUUCUAA
Molecule: messenger RNA, 930 nt
Organism: Cynara cardunculus var. scolymus (artichoke)
Lineage: Eukaryota; Viridiplantae; Streptophyta; Magnoliopsida; Asterales; Asteraceae
Product: auxin-binding protein ABP19a-like
Exons: 1
Coding region: 25-654 (209 amino acids)
Cellular component (GO): cell wall
Molecular function (GO): manganese ion binding
Source: RefSeq, a predicted model, not a curated record